ACAAGCUGCACUGUUCAGUGUCUACAAUAAAAUGGGUCACAUUUGUUUGAAUAUUUGAGCUGGGACUUUGUUGGAUGUUUCACCAAUUUGUUUAAGGUCCAGGCAACAGUUCUAUGUAGUUACAGAUAGGGCCACAUUUUCCCAUGAGCCUCUGCUCCGGUCUCACGGUGGAUCUCUUAAUGAGAUUACCUAUUUUCAGUCCUGGAGUAUGACUGAGGCACAAAAUGAAGCAAAUGCAGGAUGGGAGCUUGUGAAAAUUGAUUUGCAGGUUUAGCAAGUUGAGGAUUUGAAUACAUUUUCAUAGAAAGUAUUUGACUGUGAUGCAGCGAUGAGCACUGAGCCUGAUGCAGACGCCGACGGCCUGUCCGUCAUGCCGUGCAGUGAGGGCAGUGAGGAAGAGGCGAGUGAAGAGGAGCUGCCCAUCACAAGCUGGAAUGAGCUGUCCAUCAUAGAGCGCGUCGGUCUCAGCAGGUACAACAGCGAGGAGAUGUCAGAAAAAGACUUGGAGUCGGCCUUCUCCCAGAUCGCCCUGGCCUUCCGCUCCGACCAGUACACCCUGAAGCAGAGGCUGCAGGCGGAGGAGCACGCCCGCAACCUGGCCGAGGAGAACAUCCAGCUGGAGCUGACCAGAGGACGCGAGACCCUGGAGACACUGAAGGGCCUGUGUUUGGACAGCAAGCGCAGUAAGAUCCUGCAGAGGCUGCAGCUGUCCCUGGACAUCCUCAGUGGGACUGUGGAGCGGAUUUCCAACACGGCCGAGGUGCUCGGGGCCGUGCACCAGGAGGCCCGGGUGAGUCGGGCGGUGGAGCUCAUGGUGGCUCACGUUGAGAACCUGAAGCGGCGACUUGACCGUAGCGCGGCGGCGCUGACGGACGCCAAGACGCUGCUGCAGCAGCAGGAGUCCAGCAGCCACGGCGCCGACCCGGGGACGUCGUCAGGGUCGGAGGUGACGGAGGAGAAGGCCAAAGGCCUCGCCCAGAACUCACUUCGUCGUCGGGUCAGUAUUAUAAUCAUUUCCAGUCACACCCAGGACAAGAAGAAAUCAGACGGCACAAAAGAGGAAGGGUCGCCCAUCAAGUCCCCCGGAGCCUGCACGCCGUCGCCCCCGAGCCCUGAGCCCAGCGGCUCAGCUGACGACAGGACACUUGAUCCAGAGGAAACGUCGGAUCCUCCAGAAGCAGCUGCGCAGCUUCCCGCUGUCACUAGUCCCUCACACGGCAACACAGAGCGACUCUCAUCAGGCAAAAAGUGCAAAGACAAGACACCAAACAAAAGCCCUAAUAAAAAGUCAGACGUGGAUAAAAAGAAGAACCCUCCGAGGACGCCGGCGAACGCGUGCGGCUCUUUGUGGAGACGACGUCCUCUGCUCCAGUGGCUGCACUGCUGCCGCUGGCUGCUGCUCGGCGUCUACCUGCUCAUCGUUCUGGCCGCUGUCACACUGAUCUGCUAUUUGUGGAAGCCUAGUGAUGAAGCGCUCAAGCUUUGAUCUGGUUGUUUAUGCUACAAAAUGUCUGGAAACGCGUUGUAUUUGAAUAGAAGACAUUUUAAUGGU
This is a messenger RNA of Betta splendens (Siamese fighting fish), 1552 nucleotides long. RefSeq names its product inositol 1,4,5-triphosphate receptor associated 2 (gene irag3a). The record is from RefSeq and is a predicted model, not a curated record. The transcript has 13 exons. The coding region runs from base 329 to 1486 and encodes 385 amino acids. Lineage: Eukaryota; Metazoa; Chordata; Actinopteri; Anabantiformes; Osphronemidae. Gene Ontology annotation, cellular component: endoplasmic reticulum membrane.